AUGUUCACCACACCACCACCGGAAACCACCAUGAACCAACGUGCCACCACCGGAAUUUCAUCAUUACCUACCGAUAUACUAGAGUCCCACAUACUAACUCGUCUCGACGGUCAAACCUUAGCUUCCGCCACAUGCACCUCCAUAUCACUCUCCGCCGGCGGCAAUCACAACCACCAACUCUGGUCCAACGUCUGCCACUCCACAUGGCCUUCAACCACCGGCAACCGCGUCGGCAAAAUCAUCUCCACUUUCUCCGAUAACAAAAACGGCCCUCGCUCUUUCUUCUCCCAGUCUUUCCCUCUACCUGCACCGGAACCCACCGCCGUAUCUCCGCCACCAUAUCCAACACGUUCACUUCCGGCAAGUGAAUUAAUCUCAGCCGUUGAUAUUUACUACCGGAAUAAACCAAUACUCACAAAAACUGAGGAAACCGAAACCACCAGUGAUUGGUUCAGGUGUUCGCCGUUCAGAAUCGACCUAUUGGACCCGAAGGAAGUAAUCUCUACUCAGAUACAACAACCAACCGGAGAAGAGACGUGUACGGCGUUGAUGGAUGACAUGACGUUAAGCUGGAUACUCAUCGACCCGGUUAAUAAACAGUCGGUGAAUCUCUCCUCCCAUAAGCCGGUUUCCGUCCACCGCCACUGGUUGUCGGGAGAAGUGCAACUCUGUUUCGUAUCCAUCCUCGGAGUCGGUGGGGCGGUGGUGCAAGUUGGGAUAGCGGUGAUCUGCAGUGGGUCGGAGGAUGGGGAGAUGCAGGUUCGGGAAGUGACGAUGGAGGUGGAGGACAUGGAUGGAAAACAUUUGAAUGGCAGGGACAGUAUGGUAAUUUUACGGAGGGUGAUGGAGGGUAAAAGGGGAAGUGGGUUGGAUAGAGUGGAGGAAGCAAGAAUGAGACACAGGAGGGUUUUACGUUGGAGAGUGAUUUGCCGGACAUCAACGCUUAAGGUUUUACGACGAAAGACAUCGUUUAUAAGGCAUUACUUAAGAUGA
Molecule: messenger RNA, 993 nt
Organism: Lactuca saligna
Lineage: Eukaryota; Viridiplantae; Streptophyta; Magnoliopsida; Asterales; Asteraceae
Source: the annotation of a GenBank genome assembly